AUGGAUAGUAUUUGCUUAAAAACAGCGGGGAUUCAUGGGAUAGCUUCAACGAUAUCAACGGUGAGUGGGUCCAAGGGGGAAGCGCGUUCAAUUACGAACGCUUCUCAGGUGAGUGCGGUGGGGCGGGAUAAAUCGACGGCCCCUCAGAAAACGGCGUCGGCCUCGUCUAGGUUCUCUUUUAGUCUUAGACACCCUUUGCAAUCUCUAUGGCCUGGAGGAGGAGGUAAAAGUAAUAGGUACAAUGGGAUGGCUUUAGACGAUGCUGUAUUGGAGGAGAAUGGGGUGGAGGGUGAGAGAGAAACAAUGGUGUCGAGUGAAGGGAAAAACGAGAACUGGGUUUUGAAGAUUUUGCACGUGAAAUCACUCUGGAAAGAUGAGGAAAAAGGGAUCUUUGAUGGUGUUAAUGAAGAGGCAAAGAAAGAAGGUGGUGCUGCUUCGGUGAAUGAUGACGAGGAAGAAGAAGAGUGUGAUGUGUGUAGAGUUGGAGAUGACGAUGAUGAAGAGGAAGAGGAAGAGAUUGAAUUUGAUAGAGAUUCGUUUUCGAGAUUGUUAAGGAGGGCCUCAUUAGCUGAAGCCAAAAUGUAUGAAAAGAUGUCUUAUUUGGGCAGCUUGGCUUAUUGCAUUCCUGAAAUCAAGCCAGAAAGACUCUUGAAACACCGUGGUCUCCGUUUAGUGACUUCAUCAAUAGAGAAAAGGGAAAUGGCCAUGAGAACUGAGAAAAAUCUUGUGCCACCUGAAGAUCAAGAAGCAGAAAAAACGAUUGCAAAGGAUGAGCUGGAAGGCAAUGAACAGAAGAAUACUGGGUAUCGCAUAAGUGCUUCGGCUGCAUAUCAGAUAGCUGCCUCUGCUGCUUCUUAUUUGCACUCGCAUACAAAGAGCAUUCUUCCAUUUAAAUCUGCAAAAGCUGAGACUGGGGAAGAUUCUUAUGAAGGAGGCAGUAAAACCAUUGAUGCCGUUAACAUUAUGAACCCAGAUAUGGCAUCUUUUAUGGCAACCACUGAUUCAGUGACAGCUGUGGUUGCUGCAAAGGAUGAGGUGAAGCAGGCUGUUGCAGAUGAUUUAAGUUCGACACGUUCAUCACCAUGCGAAUGGUUUAUAUGUGAUGAUGAUCAGGGUACAAGAUUCUUGGCAAUCCAGGGAUCCGAGACACUAGCAUCUUGGCAAGCAAAUUUACUGUUUGAGCCAGUCCAAUUCGAGGGAUUGGAUGUUCUUGUGCAUCGAGGUAUAUACGAGGCUGCAAAAGGAAUGUAUGAACAGAUGUUACCUGAAGUCUGUGCACAUUUAAAAUCUUAUGGCAGGCGUGCUACCUUUCGUUUCACAGGGCAUUCUCUUGGAGGAAGCUUGUCACUACUCCUAAAUCUCAUGCUGUUGAUAAGAGGCGAAGUGCCAGCCUCAUCCUUACUUCCUGUUAUAACAUUUGGUUCCCCCUCCAUCAUGUGUGGAGGUGACCGUCUUCUUCGGAAGCUUGGCUUGCCGCGCAGCCAUGUUCAGGCAAUUACGAUGCAUAGAGACAUUGUGCCUCGAGCCUUCUCUUGCAAUUAUCCUAAUCAUGUUGCAGAACUUCUGAAGGCUGUUAAUGCAAACUUCCGGAAUCAUCCCUGUCUCAAUAACCAGAAAUUACUGUACUCUCCAAUGGGGGAGCUUCUGAUUCUACAGCCAGAUGAGAAAUUCUCACCUCACCAUCAUCUUCUUCCAUCAGGCAGUGGUCUAUAUUUUUUAAAUUGUCCACUGUCUGGCACCAGUGAUGCAGAGAAGCAGCUCCGCUCUGCACAGAUUGUGUUCUUAAACUCUCCACAUCCACUUGAGAUCUUAAGAGACCGCUCUGCAUAUGGUUCUGAAGGAACCAUUCAAAGGGAUCAUGACAUGACUUCUUACUUCAAAUCUGUCAGGAAUGUGAUUCGCCGAGAGUUAAACCACAUCAGAAAAGCCAGGAGGCAGCAUCGCCGCAGAUUCUGGUUCUCCAUUUUGGCACCACAUGGCAAUGAUGCCAGCAUCCUUGUAGGGAGGCCCGUGGCAUCUAUGAUCAUGGGCCAAAACCAAUUUAACUUCUCUGGAGUCUUGCAGACUGGAAGAGAGUCCUUGAAACGUUUCAGGGAAAUUUCAAAUUCACGGACUGGAAUUGGGAAUCUGCAACAGCAUCCACGCGAUGACCACGUUAAGCACAUGGAAACUCACAAGCUUGAAUCGUGGGGAUCCCGGGACGGAGAACUCGAUGUAAAAGUCGAUGGUGGACCACUAGGGAAAGAUGCCAAAACUUUUGAGGGCGACAUUACAGUUGGUCAGGCCUAUUAUUAA
Molecule: messenger RNA, 2295 nt
Organism: Dovyalis caffra
Lineage: Eukaryota; Viridiplantae; Streptophyta; Magnoliopsida; Malpighiales; Salicaceae
Source: the annotation of a GenBank genome assembly